ACUAUAGAGAGAUCAUGCGUCGUGAUCAUCGUCAAUUGUCGCUGUUGUCACUGUAUACAAACCUUAUUGUCCAUUACAAGAGGCCGCCCACGUUUUAAUUUCUCUUUUAUUAUUAUUCACCACUUUUCUAAAUACAUGCAAUGCAUUCAUAGUAAAUUACUAUGUAAAUUCUCAUCAAAUACAUAUUAUUAAGUUAAGGGGUAUAUAUUAUUGAUUGUGAUGUGACAUAAAUAAAUGAUAUUUUUUUUUCUUUUUCGUUAGCUAUAUUAACCAUUGAUAAAGUCAUGGAAUUUUAAAAUUACUAACUCAUAUAACGUCUCUUGUUUCCUCAUCAGACAUGGGAAGUGCUCAGUUGUUUGCUCAUUUUCAUGGUCAUCAUGAUGAUCAUCACAUUGUACUUAGUACUGAUCAUAAUAAUGGUCAUGUGAUCAUGAAGGAAGAUGAUGAAGAAGAAGGGCUUAAAUUUGAUCUACAAAUGUUUAAUAGUGACAACAACAACAACAAGGUUGGUACUAAUUAUCAGAGUAGUGGAACAUCUUAUAAUAAUAAUAAUAAUAAUAGUCUUUGUGGGAUCAAAAAUGGGAAGAAAUCAUCACCAAAACAAGGUCAUCAUCCUCCCAAGGUGAAAAUGCACAAGUUUGCUUUUCAAACAAGGAGCCAAGUUGAUGUACUUGAUGAUGGAUAUCGUUGGAGAAAAUAUGGCCAGAAAACAGUCAAGAAUAGUAAAUUUCCAAGAAGCUAUUACAAGUGUACCUAUCAAGGUUGCAAUGUGAAGAAACAAAUUCAAAGGCUUUGCAUAGAUGAAGGUGUUGUGGUCACAACAUAUGAAGGGAUGCAUAAUCAUUCUAUUGAUCAUGAUUAUAAAAGUUUAAACUUUGACCAUAUAUAUAUUUGAAGAGGGUGCAAAGUAGUACUUUAUAUGCUAAUGUUUUUUGCAGGGAUAUAUAUAUGUAUAUUAACCACAAAAUCAGCUGGAGAUCAUUUUCAACUAGAAAUUUACAUAAUGUAAAGGAGAAAAAUGGCCAAACUUUUGUAUUGUU
Messenger RNA from Cannabis sativa, 1040 nucleotides. Its product is annotated as probable WRKY transcription factor 75. Gene Ontology annotation, biological process: regulation of DNA-templated transcription. The transcript is spliced from 2 exons. NCBI's taxonomy places the organism in Eukaryota, Viridiplantae, Streptophyta, Magnoliopsida, Rosales, Cannabaceae. Gene Ontology annotation, molecular function: sequence-specific DNA binding; DNA-binding transcription factor activity. The record is from RefSeq and is a predicted model, not a curated record. Bases 338 to 895 code for a protein of 185 amino acids.